GAGCAAUCUGUAACUGGCGUUAUAAGCAAAAAAGCAACUUUUUCAAAACAAGCCUCAUUUUCAUUCUCGACAGAAGAAGCUGACAGUUCUUGUAGUAAUGUGCUUGUGAUCUUCCGUUCUACCUAAUCGGGGUUUGCACUGAUAAUGAGAGCUCAGUUUUUCCACUAAUAAUUCAUCCCUGCCAAGCGGAUUUCGUCUGAUGGACUUCGGAGGGGUGCUUUACUUCUCGGACGACACUCUAGUUGGUAGGGACCUAGGGACCGCACGCGGCAGUGGCACUCAGUGGCACACGUGAGUGCUUUACUGAGCUCCAACCUUCUGACAGCGUUUACUGCAGCGCUGACAGCGCACAGCUCAGGGACUGCGAUGGACGGGGCAGAUAAAGAACUUGUCGAACAGAUUUUCACCGCCCUCUCAGAGGCGACCCAAGAGGACAUGAAAAAAAAUUACAAGUUGUUGCCGGAUAGUAAUUCUUCCACCGCCGUGAUGUACCCAAGCAACUCCACUUGUACUCAGCCGGCACCGCUACCUGUAAAGCAUGGCCACGACUCAAGUUUUCGGGGCUUCGGUGCUGAGACAGAGCGUAUUGUUUGGGAGGCGCUGGGCAUAUUGGAUGGUUCAGUCAUCCCGGAAGAUCUCUCUGAUAAUACUGAAAAGCCACCUUCCUCGCUGACUGAUCGGAUCUGUUUGACAGAAGAGCAACCUGUUGAUACCAAGAAGGCACUGUUGCCAAGCAAGAAGAAUACCGCCGAGUCCCAAAAGACAAGAAUGUCAGAAGCUAGCAUCUCCAGCCUGGAUGCCCUGUUGUCCACUUCAUCCCAUGAAGUGACAAGUAUUCAGUGCAUCUUAACUCUCGGAGAAGAACAAGCGGACGACAAAGUCUCUCUGCCAGACACCCAUAGCACCAACACAAACGAUGCGAGCGGUGCCCCCCAACACCCCAGCAUUAAGGUGGACCCUGACAGCACGAAUGCCCUGGCUGCCCUUGCGCUGGGAAGCCCCAGGCACAGCGUGAUAUUCAGGAAUGAAUUCGCACCAUCGGCCAUGCGCUCAUCGCCAGCAUGCGGCACUCACGUUUGGUUUCACCCAGAACUUCAGCUGCCCGAAGCGGGCUACAUAACGUCUGGCAUCCAGGCAGAUGUCAUUCACAGUUACACCACUUAUCCACAAAGUUACGGAGCUUACUUUGGAAGCCCAGAUGACAGGAGAAUGCAGAGCCCUCGGUCAGUUUGCAGCAUCAUUCCCCAAAAGUUUUGUCUGAUCUGUGGAGAUGAGGCAUCUGGCUGUCAUUAUGGGGUGCUCACCUGUGGAAGCUGUAAAGUAUUUUUUAAGAGGGCUGUUGAAGGUCAUCAUACUUAUUUGUGUGCUGGUAGAAAUGACUGUAUUGUUGAUAAAAUUCGUCGAAAGAACUGCCCAGCUUGCCGUCUCCGAAAAUGCUACGAAGCUGGCAUGAUGCUUGGAGGACGAAAAAUCAAAAAAUUUGGAAAUCUGAAGGCUAUAAGUUCAAUACAGACAGCACCUCUGGUAUCCUCACAAAUAUGGCAUCAUGGAAACCAGGACCUGGGCAAACUAUCGUACUUGCCUUCACUUCAGGAAAUUGAGCAGAAUCCACAGGUUAUCUGUAUUCUAGAGACAACUGAGCCUGAUGUGGAGUGUGCAGGAACUGAUAACUGCCAACUAGAAUUACCCAGCGUUCUGCUAAGCUGCCUGAACCAACUGUGCGAGAGGCAGCUACUGUCUAUAGUCAAAUGGACCAAAACACUUCCAGGAUUUCGCAAUUUACACCUUGAUGACCAAAUGAUUCUAAUUCAGUACUCCUGGAUGAGCUUAAUGGUUUUCUCAAUGGGAUGGCGAUCCUACCAAAAUGGUUCCCACCGAAUUUUAUACUUUGCUCCUGACCUCAUUCUAACCGAGGAUACAAUGAAACAGUCUCCAAUCUAUGACCUGUGCUUAUCAAUGCUAAUCAUCCCCGAAGAAUUUCAACAUCUUCAAAUAACAAAGGAAGAGUUUCUCUGCAUGAAAGUUCUUCUUUUACUCAAUACAAUACCAUUGGAAGGCCUAAAAAGCCAAAGCUUUUUUGAUGAUAUGAGGCAAUGCUACAUAAAGGAACUUACUAAAGCCAUUCACAGGAAAACAAAGGGAAUUGUUGCAAGCUCCCAACGCUUCUACCAGCUGACCAAACUAAUGGAUUCUAUGCAUAAGAUUGUGAAAAAGUUGCACCUUUACUGUCUGAAUACAUUUAUCCAGUCAAGCUCCAAUGUUACAUUUCCUGAAAUGAUGUCAGAAAUUAUCAUCGCUCAGCUGCCAAAGAUCCUUGCAGGAAUGGUCAAGCCUCUUUAUUUUCAUAAGAAAUAAUCUUUCUUACGUUUCGUUUUGAGUUUGUGUUUCCUGAAUUAAAAUUGCAAUAUUUAAAUGUAUUAUGUAGCUCUCUUGAGUGUUCCUAUGUCUCUUCAUCUGAAAAGUGUGGAGGCAUUGAAACUGUGAAAGAAUUACAUAAAGGGCUUUUUAUUGGACUGUAA
Messenger RNA from Polypterus senegalus (gray bichir), 2519 nucleotides. RefSeq names its product progesterone receptor (gene pgr). Bases 367 to 2355 code for a protein of 662 amino acids. Gene Ontology annotation, molecular function: zinc ion binding; DNA-binding transcription factor activity; sequence-specific DNA binding. Gene Ontology annotation, biological process: regulation of DNA-templated transcription. The transcript is spliced from 8 exons. NCBI's taxonomy places the organism in Eukaryota, Metazoa, Chordata, Cladistia, Polypteriformes, Polypteridae. The record is from RefSeq and is a predicted model, not a curated record.